AGUUAGUAAUGAAAAUGAAAAGAAUGAAAAUUUCCACAACUGCAAAAGUUCCUUUACUUGGAGGAGACUUAAAUCUACCAAGUGGUAAAAAGAUCAGUGAUAUAUUGUUACCUAUAUAUAAGGAUGCCAAUGAAAAUGACUUGAUCAAAAUUGGAGUACUUGACUUAGAUAACCCAAGAUAUAAAGAUCCUUCCUACAAUGAAUUACUAAUUUAUAAAAGAACAUUGGAUGACCUUGUUUCUUCCAAGAAAAUUGGAAAACAGAUAUUUCAAAGGAUAGAUGAAAUAAAGAAAAUUGAAGGUUUUGAAGAAGCACAAAAAAACUUAAAGUUAUGGUAUAAAGAUGAUGAUUUAUUUUCAACAGAUUUUGACCCCAUGAUAAUGACAUUUCUUCGAAGACUUGUUGAGAAAAUUCUAUGUUAUUUUAAUCUUAAUUCAAGCUAUUGGGAAUUAAAUCAUUCUGAAACACAUAAGCACAGUGGCUUAUUUUUUGACAUUUUCUGUGAUCUCUUUUAUAAUAUAAGUUAUUCUAUAGAGGGACAUAAGGGUUUACGGGCAAACAAAGAACGUCGUAACUUAUUAAAAACAAUUGAUGAAAAUGUUGAGAAGGCUCUUGUGCCAGAUAUUACUAUUGAGGAUUUGAGGAAUAACUUAGAAGUCUUGAUUGUAGAGCAUGGAAAGCAACAGUUGAAUGAUAAUAGAAGAAAGUUUUUCAAUGAUAAGUUCAAAUCAUGCAUCUUACUUCAUGACAUGUUACGAUCUGUUUACAAUGAAUUGAGAUUUGUUAAUGAAGAAAUCAAAACAUUUGAUUUUAGUGUUUUUAGUGUGGUGACAUCUGGGUUAGAAAUGAAAAUUUUCUCGCUUUCAUUAGUAGCACCAGAGCUAUAUGUUCUACAAAAAAUUUCUCAGUAUUCCUUACCCAGAACUAUUCAUAGUUUCAGUUCAUUAUCCAAAAAUGCAUAUGAAUUAAUAAAAUUCCGUGUAAGUGCAUUUUAA
Messenger RNA from Entrophospora sp. SA101, 995 nucleotides. The record is from the annotation of a GenBank genome assembly. Lineage: Eukaryota; Fungi; Glomeromycota; Glomeromycetes; Entrophosporales; Entrophosporaceae.